Lachancea dasiensis is the source of this 2781-nucleotide messenger RNA. The record is from the annotation of a GenBank genome assembly. NCBI's taxonomy places the organism in Eukaryota, Fungi, Ascomycota, Saccharomycetes, Saccharomycetales, Saccharomycetaceae.
AUGCUAGGUUCGCACUUAGCUUCAAAGCUAUUUUUCAUUCUAGUGCUUGCUAGCCAUACUUUAGCUUUCACAGAUUACUUGUUGAAGUCAUGUUCGCAGUCAGGGUUUUGCUCCAGAAAUAGGCAUUAUGCGAGGGAAAUGGAAAUGGCGGAGAAGAGCGCUUAUUCAAUUGAUACACAGAGCAUCCAGAUGAAUACCUUGAAUCACACUUUUCAGGCCAACAUUUUGAAAAAGGUUUCCUGCGGUCCACAAUUAGGCGACAAAACGAUAAUACUGCCUCUAUUUAUCGACAUGCUCGAGGGCGGCAAGCUACGUUUCAAGAUAGACGAAGUUAGGGACGUGGCACCUGAUGAUGAAUUGAGGGUUUUGAAUCCAAACCGAUAUGAUGGAGCAUCUAGUUGGGCUUUUGACAAGCAUGCAAAUGUGUCUCACACCCAUGUUGAUGUGGCACGAUCAAUCUGGCCGUUUGGACGGUACUCACUUUUCAUUAACAGCAAGGACUCAGCCGUUGCCGCUAAGAUCUACCUGAAAAAAUUCCGGCUCGAGCUGUUCUAUCAUGGAAAGCUCGUCUUGGUAGUGAACGAUCGAAUGCUUCUGAAUAUUGAACAUCGUAGAACGCUGGAAGAAAAUGCCCUCCACAAAUUACCUGAGGAACUAGCGUUCAAUGAUUUUGAGGAUACUUUUACUUAUUCAAAGGAUGACAGUCUGCCCUUCGGUCCAGAAUCUGUAGCCCUUGAUUUUACCCUCGUUGGCAUCCAUGAUGUUUAUGGGAUUCCCGAGCACGCCGACAGCUUGCGGCUGAAAGAUACACGCGGAAGUGAUCCAUACCGUCUGUUCAACGUUGAUGUCUUUGAGUACAACCUACAGGCAAAAACACCAAUGUAUGGAGCAAUUCCUCUCAUGAUUGGCACUAACGCAGAAUACUCUGCAGGUGUUUUUUGGGUAAACGCAGCUGAUACGAUGGUUGACAUUGAAUACCAUGAUCAGGAUACUAAAACUCACUGGAUUUCGGAAGCUGGCAUUAUCGAUGUGAUGAUUUUCUUAGCCGAUACACCCUUACAGAUUACGUCGUCCUAUACUGAGGUAACUGGCCGGCCCCAGUUGCCAAUGAUUUCUUCCAUCGGAUAUCAUCAAUGUAGGUGGAACUACAAUGACGAAAAAGAUGUUUUAACAGUUGAUUCUCAGAUGGAUAAGGCAGGUAUUCCAUACGAUGUCAUCUGGCUAGACUUAGAAUACACAAACGAUAAGAAGUUUUUUACGUGGAAGCCCGAUGCAUUUCCAGAUCCCCACAAGAUGCUCAAAAAGCUAUGGAAGUAUGGUCGAAACCUUGUAACGUUGAUCGAUCCCCAUCUAAAGGUAAAGUACGCUGUCAGUGAAAUGAUCGAGAGUAACAAUGCGUCAGUGAAGAAUAGUUUGGGCGACAGUUACCAUGGACACUGUUGGCCUGGCGAAUCAAUCUGGAUAGACACACUUGGUGCUUCGGCGCGGGAAAUUUGGGGCAAUUUUGUACAUAACUUUCUGCGGAAGUAUGACAACCUACACAUUUGGAACGAUAUGAACGAGCCUUCUAUUUUCAGUGGACCUGAAACCACGGCACCCAAAGACCUUGUUCAUGCAGGUGGUUUUGAAGAGAGAUCUGUUCAUAACUUGUAUGGAUUAACCGUCCACGAAGCAACGUAUGAUGCCAUGAAGUCCUCGUACAGCGCAAAAGAUAGGAGACCUUUCGUACUAACGAGGUCUUUUUACGCAGGCUCACAACGCACUGCUGCUGUUUGGACCGGCGACAACGUGGCCAAUUGGGACUAUUUAAAAGAAUCGAUUCCCAUGUGCCUCAGUAACAAUAUUGCUGGAUUCCCCUUCAUAGGUGCAGAUGUAGCUGGAUUUUCUGGAAAUCCUUCUGCUGAAUUGUUGAUCCGUUGGUAUCAGGCUGGAAUAUGGUAUCCAUUUUUUCGUGGUCACGCUCAUAUUGAUGCCACGAGAAGAGAACCUUACUUGUUACAAGAGCCAGCUAAAUCUCUGGUAAGAAGUGCGAUACGGCUAAGGUACUCUUUACUACCGACUUUUUACACUGCGUUCCAUGACUCAAGCGUCAACGGAACUCCUAUCAUGAAUCCAAUGUUUUACAUGCACCCUCAGGUGGGUCAAGCUUACGGCAUAGAUGACCAAUUUUACUUGGGGCAAACUGGGCUUCUUGUAAAACCUAUCACUGAACAAGGUGUUUCAGAAAUCGAUAUGUUUUUCCCCAAGGGUCUAUUUUAUGAAUUCAGCGAAGCACUAACAUCUUUUUCUGUUGAUGAGCCAAAGAUACUCACUAUCGAUGCUCCACUCGAGAAACAACCUAUCUUUAUCGAGGGAGGACACAUAAUUGUCAAGAGGGAUAGAUACAGGAGAUCUGCGAAGUUGAUGGAAAACGACCCCUUUACUCUGGUUAUAGCUCCCGACACCGUAGGUCGCGCAUCUGGUCGGCUCUAUCUUGACGAUGGGGAGACUUUUUCGUACCAGAAAGGCGCCUUCCUUGAGGUACAUCUAGAGUUUGAAGACUGCAUGUUGAAAUCGCUAGUAAAGCAUCAACCUAUUGGUACACAUAAUUUCGCAGGCAAAGUCGACAAAAUAGUGAUCGCAAAUCCCAACCUUCGUCGCCCCCGGCAUUUUGCGAUAAUAAGGCAAGGAACAGAAGAGUGGAAACAGGAGCUGAAACACACAGAAAACAUGGGUGUGAUAACGAUCGAAAAUCCCCUUUUGGAUUUCAAUAAAGAAUGGUCAUUAGAUCUAUCCGUGUGA